AUGUGGCGAUCCCUUCUCUCAAAAGGUUCAAUUCCUCUAAGAACAAGCUUCACCCGCCUCACGAACACCCAGAGUCGCGCUGCCGCCUUCGGCACCACCACUGCAAAGAUGGCGACCACCUCGGGCAACAGAGACCCCAACACCCUGUCCAACUAUGGCGCGUGGCUCACCAAGCACACCACCGCGAACCUGACUAUUGACUUUAAGGACAAGUCCCUCAAGGGCUCCGUCACUUUGGAGCUUGAAUCCCUGACGGACCGUCAGAGCAAGGAGAUCAUCCUCGACUCGAGCUUCCUCUCCAUCUCUGGCGUAAAGGUCAACGACGCAACUUCGACCUGGGAGCUCAAGGACCGCGUGGAGCCCUACGGAGCCCCUCUGCACGUAUUCGUGCCCCAGGGCGCCACCAAGGGCGAGGUCGUCAAGGUCAACGUCGAUCUGGCGACGACGGACAAGUGCACCGCCCUGCAGUGGCUCACACCCGCGCAGACGAGCAACAAGAAGCACCCGUACAUGUUCUCCCAGUGCCAAGCCAUCCACGCCCGCUCACUGUUCCCCUGUCAGGAUACUCCGGAUGUCAAGUCGACGUACACGUUUGUCCUCGCCUCGCCCCUGCCCGUCGUCGCCAGCGGCGUCCUCGUCGAGGGCUCUGGCCAGGAGGAGAAGAGGGGCGACGAUACGGUGUACCGCUUCGAGCAGAAUGUCCCCAUCCCUUCAUACCUGUUUGCCCUAGCCUCGGGCGACAUCGCUACGGCGCCCAUUGGCCCGCGAAGCAUCGUCGCGACGGGGCCCGACGAGCUCAAGGAGUCGCAGUGGGAGCUGCAGAACGACAUGGAGAAGUUCAUGGAGGUCGCGGAGAAGCUUGUCUUCCCCUACCGGUGGGGUCAGUACAACGUCCUCGUCCUGCCACCCAGCUUUCCCUACGGUGGUAUGGAGAACCCGAUUUACACGUUUGCGACGCCGACCAUCAUCAGCGGUGACAAGCAGAACGUCGAUGUUAUUGCGCACGAGCUGAGUCACUCGUGGAGUGGAAACUUGGUUACCAGCUGCAGCUGGGAGCACUUCUGGCUAAAUGAGGGCUGGACCACGUACCUUGAGCGCCGUAUCGGUAUGGCUGUUCACGGUGACGCGGAGCGUGACUUUUCUGCCAUCAUCGGCUGGAAGGCCCUCGAGGACGCCGUCGCUCUGAACGGCGCCGACUCCGAGUUCACCAAGCUCAUCAUCAACCACAAGGGCAUCGACCCCGACGAUGCUUUCAGCACCGUCCCCUACGAGAAGGGCUUCCACUUCCUCUACUACCUCGAGCGCCUCGUCGGCAUGGACGCCUUUGACAAGUUCAUCCCCCACUAUUUUACAAAGUGGUCCCGCAAGUCUCUCGACUCGUUCGAGUUCAAAGACACCUUCCUCACCUACUUUAACGGCCUCGGCGACGAGGAGAUCAAGACCAAGGUCGCCUCCAUCGACUGGGACACGUGGUUCUACCAGCCCGGCCUCCCGCCCAAGCCCGUCUUCGACACCACCCUGGCCGACGUGUGCUACAAGCUGGCCGAGAACUGGAAGGACGAUUCCUUUAAGCCCUCCGCCGAGGACGUAUCCUCCUUCUCCGGCAACCAGAAGCUGGUUCUCCUCGAGACCAUUGAGAAGUUUCCCAGCCCCUUGUCCGCUGACCGCGCCCGGCUGCUGGGCACGGCGUACGACCUCGUCUCGUCGCGCAACGCCGAGCUCAAGACGGCGUACUACAAGAUUGCGCUGGCCGCGGAGGACUCUUCCGCCUACGAAGGCGCCGCGGAGCUGUUGGGCCACGUGGGUCGCAUGAAGUUUGUGAGACCGCUUUUCCGGUCGCUCAACAAGGUCGAUCGCCAGCUCGCGCUCAAGACGUUUGAGAAGAAUAGGGACUUUUACCACCCCAUUUGCCGUGGUAUGGUGGAGAAGGACCUCGGGCUUGUGUAG
Messenger RNA from Colletotrichum orchidophilum, 1947 nucleotides. Its product is annotated as leukotriene A-4 hydrolase/aminopeptidase. Gene Ontology annotation, molecular function: aminopeptidase activity; metallopeptidase activity; zinc ion binding. Gene Ontology annotation, cellular component: cytosol. Gene Ontology annotation, biological process: proteolysis. The transcript is spliced from 2 exons. The coding region runs from base 1 to 1947 and encodes 648 amino acids. The record is from RefSeq and is a predicted model, not a curated record. NCBI's taxonomy places the organism in Eukaryota, Fungi, Ascomycota, Sordariomycetes, Glomerellales, Glomerellaceae.